Molecule: messenger RNA, 489 nt
Organism: Ilex paraguariensis (yerba mate)
Lineage: Eukaryota; Viridiplantae; Streptophyta; Magnoliopsida; Aquifoliales; Aquifoliaceae
Source: the annotation of a GenBank genome assembly
AUGUUGUUUUUCUUGGUCAGAAAUGCUACAUUGCAGCAAAUCAGCAAGAGAAUACCCAGAACUACGGAUGAGCUUUUAGAGAUUAAUGGCAUUGGCAAGGUCAAGAUAGUCAAGUAUGGAGAUCGGAUCCUGGAAACCAUUGAAGCUACCAUUAAGGAACACUACAAGGGACACAAAACCAACAGCAGUAACGACAGUAAUGAUUCUGCAAAACGGAGAAGAGACACAAUUAAGGCCUCAAAUGGGAACUUCAAAGAUGGCGAGGAUGACUUCUUUCAAAGCACUGGCCGGUCUAAGAAAAGGAUACUGAAAAAGCAGACUAAGUGUCCCGAGGUUAUUGAUUAUAGGGAGCCAGAUUAUUAUGAGGAAUGUGUAGAUGAGGAUCUAGAUUUCGAUGAUUCUAACUGUAACAUUGGAGUUAAUGGCUCCAAUAUAAAGAUUGAUCGGAAUGGUGGAGGAAGAGUGCUGCCUUCUUGGUCAGGAUUGUAG